CGGGAAUAAUAAAAAAAAGUCAUCUUUGAAAUAUCGAUUUUGAAUGCGUGCAACGAAUGCCUACCUCUGGUCCCCGAAGAUAGCUGCAGAGUGAGAGCCCUUCGCGUCCGAGCGGCAGCCUUUGACGAUCUUCGGCGCACGUCAAACUGGUCUCGUCGCUGGCGAACAUGUCUGCGGGCUCAGGUGGCUGUGGACCCGGCCCCGGCCCUGGUCCCGGAGUCGGGUCGGGGGCCUCGAACCCCCGAAAGUUCAGCGAGAAGAUCGCCCUGCACACGCAGCGUCAGGCCGAGGAGACGGCCGCCUUCCAGGAGGUCAUGAUGGACAUCACUUCGACGCGGCUCCAGGCCCAGAAGCUCCGCCUGGCUCGGAGUCAAGGUCCGUACUACGGAGGCUCGCUUCCCAACGUCAACCAGAUCGGCCGGAGCCCGCAGGACCUGCAGACCUCCUUCCCGUCAACUCUGGAGUCCAGUCGCUCCACACGUCAUCACGGCCUGGUGGAGAGGGUCCAGCGAGACCGCCGUUUCAUUUCGCCAGUCAGGCCGUACCGCAACCGCCAAGUGGACAACACUUCAUCUAACUCCGCCUACUUGUCCCUGCCCCCUGACCCCAGCUGGAGAAGGAAUUUGUCCGGAAUCUUCCCGGGGGAUAAAAGCCAGUUGUUCCGUCUCCCUACCACUGCACUCAACAGGACGAACUCUGACUCCGCCCUCCACACCAGCGUCAUGAACCCGCCCUCAGGCGACCCCUUCGCCACGGGAGGCUCUGCCCUCACGUCCCAUGGAGGCAGGCGCAACGUCUUUCCCUAUCCUGUCCCCCCUAUCGAAGAGAACGUCCUCGAUGAUGGCAAGCUCCUCAAAGCCUGGGACUCCAAGAAGUUUCCUCUGCUGAGCUCCAGACCAAAGUCAUGUGAGGUUCCUAACAUCAAUGUCUUCAUGUCGCCAGAGCAACAGUCCGCCCCGGCCCACAGCAUCCCCUCGGUGCUCAACACGGGCGGCUCGCUGCCUGACCUGUCCAGCCUCCACUUCCCCUCGCCGCUGCCUACGCCCCUGGACCAGGACGAACCCGGCUACCCAGGCUCCCUGAGCGGGUGCAGCAGCACAGGCAACCUGGCGUCCACGCUCACACAGCUGGGCAUCAACGCCGCCACCAACGCAGCGGGAGGCAACGGCGCCUUCCACCAUCACACGCCUGGUCUGCUGGCGUCGCUACAGAGCACGCUCAGUAACCCCUCCCUGCAGUCGUCGCUAAGCAACCCAAACAUCCAGGCGUCAUUCAGCAGCCAGUCUUUCACCAACUCCCUAAGCUCCGCCUCCUUGCACUCAUCGCUCAGCAACCCUUCACUGCAGUCGUCCCUCGGCUCCUCCCCAUCCCUGCCCUCCUCCCUCAGCAGCCAAUCGCUGCACUCAUCCCACAGUAGCUCCUCUCUCCAGUCGGCCUCUAGCGGUAACCCCGGCUACAGUGGCUCCGCCUCUUACACGCCGUCUCUCAGCACAUCGCCGCGGAGACGAGCCCAUCUCUCACCGCUUAUUCUUCCCAUGGGAGGGGAUACACGGCGGCAUCUCUCCAAGCAGUUCUCCCCCACUAUCUCCCCCACGCUGUCCUCCAUCACGCAGGGCGUUCCUCUGGACACCAGCAAGCUGCCUCUGGACCAGCGCUUACCUCCGUACCCGCUCAGUCAGCACCAGACCACCUCCCAAACCCCCCAGCAGUCCCCUCUGCUGACUCAGCAUCAACCACAACAGAUGCUCCGUCUUCAGCAGCCCCGGUCCAACACGCAACCGUCACAGAACCUUCUCAACGCUCAGCACUUUGCAGCGGCGCAACGCCCAGGCAGCUCGCAAGCCAACACGCCGCUCGUAAAGAAUAAAAGUGCCUUGGACCAGUACCUCCAUGGCUCCUUGACCUCCCAGUGUCAGGUGAAACAGGAGGCGGAGCUACAAAGGAGCGGGAACCUCCCGCAGCUGCAGCAGAUGAGCCAUAACUUGUCCUCCGACCUGUACAAUGACGCCUUGCUCAACUCUCUGCUGGAUGACUCGUACCUGAGCAUGCAGCUCGGCUCCAAGUCUAACCAACAGUUCACGGCUGAGAUGCAGGGCGACGUCCUGUCACUAAACCAUGGUGGACUGGGCAGCGGCCGUGCUGACAUGCAGGUGGCGCCGGAGUCGGUGGAGCGAACGCUCCUCAACAACCAGAACUAUGGCUGCGGCAGUGAUGCUCGGCAAAACGUGCCUAACAUCAUUCUCACCGGCGACUCGCCGCCGGGUUUGUCCAAAGAGAUUGCCAGCGCUUUGUCACAUGUCCCCGGCUUUGAAAUGGACCCCUUCUCCCUGGACGACCCCCUCAGGAUUGACCCACUGGCCCUGGACAUGCUGGAGGGUGACCUGAUGCUGGCCGACCCUGCUGUGGAGGAUUCGUUUCGCUCCGACAGACUCAAGUGAGGCGGCUCCCCCUACAGGACAUCAGUGGGACAGGCGAGUGGGCGCCAGUUGAAGGCGGAGAAGACGCAAUGUUGGUCACAAGAGGGUGGACCGCAGAGUGAAAGGCAGCAGGGGGCAGCUUGUGUUUUUAGGCAUUAGCUUGUACGAGUGUCCAAGAUGCAACUGUGCAGGGAACAAGCGACGCCGCCUUUCUGUCAAAAGCUGCAACGCCUUCUGCAGAUGCAUCGUGCAAUCAGCCAAGCCGCCGCUACGUUGUUUACCUUCAGAUCAGAACUGCUUCAUUAGGAAGUCAGCCAUCAAUGACAGGAAGUAGCUUACCCCUCGCCAUGCCAAAACGCUUUCAUGCCUCAUGUCGCUAUGCAACCUCGAGAGGAAUAGAGCACAUGGCCUACGGCCUUUGUUGUGCCGCCAGGUGGCACUAUUAGCAUUGUCAUGAUUGCAUGGAUCACAUGACCCGCUGGCGCUGGCUUAAUUUGCAGCUUCUUUUCGAAGGAAGAAUUUGAUUUUGAUUUUUUUUAUACAAACUUCAACUAAACCGAAGGAACAAACUAACCCAGAUUUUACCUUGGCACUUUGAUCGACCAAUAAUAAGAAUGUACGAGAAUGCACUCACUGUGAUUGACAGCAUGUAGCCCCGCCCUCGGCACGCCUCAGCAAAACUCAUUGAGAUGCGACGCACGCUGGCGUGCUCGUAACACAGGAAGCUGUUUUUUCAAUUGUGCUCCCACAUUUCCUGUAAACAAUAACACACAUUAGGGCCGAGCAUUCAGUUGGCACAAAUUUGUCAUCUGGAAAGAACAAUUCAUAGGCUGUGUCUCAAAUGGAAUACUUGCAUCAGUACACUUCAAUAAGUAUACUGUGUACACUGUGUACUUAGUUCCUGAGUAUUUGAAUUUUGACAGUUUAGUGCUGUCCCAAUUCCUUUACUGUUGUCACACAGUUACCGAAAAUAUUAAUAAUUUGUCAUCUUCUUCCUCAUCUUCAUUUUCUUUGUUGUCAUUGUCUUCCUGUUCUUGGUCUUCUCUCCUUUUUAAUGGUUAGUUGAAACCACAUGAUGGAUUAUCACCAAUAUUUGGAUCACCCCAUCUGCCAUCUUUUUUCUCCCACCUUUCCAUUUGACCAUAAUGGAAUCAUUUUCAUCAUGAUUUCAAGUUUGGAAAGGUUUGCUAGUUUAUCCCCUUCUAGUACGUAGCCAAGAUGGCAACUCUUGAGGGUGGCAAGUGUCCAUCACUGCAACAUGCGGGUACUGACUGUGUACUGCUUUUUGUCGAACUUCUCAGUGUGAACUUAUUGCACUCACAAGACUAAGUCUAAGUAUGCAAGUUCACCAAUUGACACACAGCCUCAGUCAACUUUGGAAUGUUGCACAAAAGGUGACAUGUUUAGCACGACUCAGCAGUAAGUCAGCUUGUGCUCAGGCCUCAUUGGUGGAGUAGAGGAUGCUGUGAAUGUUUGAAAGUUGGUGGCCAUGCAUGUUACAGCGUGUCCUAUGAGGUUUGUUCUUUGGACGUUAUACCAACACACAUCAAGUUAUCCAGUCAAACGGCCUUAACAGUGACUUCCUCUUUGAAUAGGAAGUAGAAACACGCUGGUUCUAAAAAGGUGAAAACCAUGUCAAAGGACUUUAAACGCUGUUAACAAAAACAAACCUUUUUUAGAUGGGUUUUAUGCAAUAGAAUCACAAUGCAGUUCUAGACUCUGCCAUUUGGGGGAGCUUUUGGUGUUAGGGAUGAACUAAAGGCCAUAUUUCAUAUUGUCACAUUUUUACAGACGUUUGCUUUUAAUUGUUAAUGUUCCUUGUUGCUUUUAGGCUUAAGUACGUGUUCAUGUUGAAGUCGUUGUUAUAAUUGUAAUAAGCAGGGAAUGUCACGUAUCUUGUACAUAUGUUUGCAAAGCAGCUACCAGAGAUUUAUAAAGAAGCUGUAACUUGACAUUAUUUUGCAGAAAAUAAACCCAAGUGUUUAUAUGAA
Messenger RNA from Dunckerocampus dactyliophorus (ringed pipefish), 4408 nucleotides. RefSeq names its product CREB-regulated transcription coactivator 2. Lineage: Eukaryota; Metazoa; Chordata; Actinopteri; Syngnathiformes; Syngnathidae. Gene Ontology annotation, cellular component: nucleus; cytoplasm. Gene Ontology annotation, molecular function: cAMP response element binding protein binding. The coding region runs from base 168 to 2438 and encodes 756 amino acids. The record is from RefSeq and is a predicted model, not a curated record. Gene Ontology annotation, biological process: protein homotetramerization; positive regulation of transcription by RNA polymerase II. The transcript is spliced from 15 exons.